AUGGUUGACGCAGAAAACAGACCGUCCGAGGCCUCCACGGCCAAGCUGAAGAGCUACACUGAGGAGCAAGAUGGGGAUAAUACUUACCGGACGAGCGAGUCGAGACGGCAGAUCGGUCUUACAUCUGCGGUGUUUCUCAUCUUCAACCGUAUGAUAGGCACCGGGAUCUUUGCCACGCCCAGUGCGAUCUUCUCUCUGUCAGGCAGCGUCGGACUCAGCCUCAUCAUCUGGGUUGCGGGAAUGCUCAUUGCCGCUGCUGGAAUGGCCGUCUACCUCGAGUUUGGCACCGCAUUGCCUCGUAACGGAGGGGAGAAGAACUACCUCGAAUACGUAUAUCGAAAACCGCGGUUUCUUGUGACCGGUCUGUAUGCUGGCUACGUGAUUCUCCUGGGUUGGGCGGGUUCAAACUCCGUCGUCUUUGGUGAAUACAUUCUACACGCCGCGCAGAUUGAGGUCAACCGAUGGAACCAGCGUGGAGUUGGUCUGGCGUGCAUCACAGCCGCAUUUCUCAUCCACGGCCUGGCGCUAAAAUGGGGUCUCCGGCUACAAAAUUUCCUGGGCGUGGUCAAGCUGUUGACCAUUCUCCUCAUUGUGGUCUCUGGCUUUGCCGCCCUAGGCGGCGUGCUACGGAUCGAGAAACCUGACAACUUCAGCAAUGCCUUCGAGGGCACCACUGGAAGUACGUACGGGGUGGUCACCGCCCUAUACAGCACUAUCUGGAGUUACAUUGGGUACAGCAACGCGAACUACGCCUUGAGUGAAACGAAAAAUCCAGUGAGAACGCUGAAGAUCGCGGGUCCGCUAGCCUUGGGUACCGUCGCGGCUCUGUAUAUGCUGGCGAAUAUCGCCUAUUUCGCCGCUGUUCCCAAGGAAGAGAUCGUUUCGUCGGGGCGAAUCCUUGCGGCCUCGUUUUUCCGCAACAUGUUCGGAGACAAAGCAGAAAGAGCUUUAUCCGUUCUCGUCGCGCUGUCUGCCUUUGGCAACACCCUCAGCGUCAUAUUUUCUCAGGGUCGUUUGGUACAGGAGCUGGGUCGCGAGGGUAUCCUGCCAUUCUCGAAAUUCUGGGCAAGUAACAGGCCUAGAAAUGCUCCCCUGGCUGGCCUAUUCGCACACUGGCUGGUCUCCGUCAUAAUAAUGCUCGCACCACCUCCCGGCGAUGCAUAUAAUUUUAUUCUCAAUGUGAUAUCCUACCCACUUGCCGUCGUCAACGUCUUCGUGGCUGGCGCCCUCAUUCACCUCUACCUUCACCGCGAAAGCUUCCAGUGGAGACCUCCGUUUAGCGCUACGCUGCCCGUCGCUGUAUUUUUCCUCUUGAGUAACAUUUAUCUCACUAUUGCCCCAUUCGUGCCUCCAACCGACGGCCAGAAUGUGUACAAGAGCCUCCCAUACUACCUCCAUUGCAUCGUUGGCAUCGCAAUCAUCGCUGCUGGAGGUUUAUACUGGCUAGUAUGGGCCAAGCUUCUUCCAUGGCUCCAGGGCUAUACUCUUGAGUGUGAGGUCAUUACUCAAGAAGAUGGAUGGUCGAGACGGAGAUUUUACCACAAGCACUAA
Arthroderma uncinatum is the source of this 1551-nucleotide messenger RNA. RefSeq names its product high-affinity methionine permease. The coding region runs from base 1 to 1551 and encodes 516 amino acids. Gene Ontology annotation, biological process: amino acid transmembrane transport. The record is from RefSeq and is a predicted model, not a curated record. The transcript is spliced from 6 exons. Lineage: Eukaryota; Fungi; Ascomycota; Eurotiomycetes; Onygenales; Arthrodermataceae. Gene Ontology annotation, cellular component: membrane. Gene Ontology annotation, molecular function: L-amino acid transmembrane transporter activity.